AUGAAAUCGAUAAAAUCCGAUGAAUUCGAUUUCGAAAUUAAUUUUCAAAAUUCAAAAUAUCACAAAUUAAUCGAAUUAACUAAAAUGAAUUUUAUCACUAGUACUAGACGGGCAGCCUGCCCGUUGCGACCUAGAAAAGAGCAUCCCGAACCGAAAACUACUUCAUUUUAAAAGCCUCAUUAGACGGAGCGCGCGAGCGGUUGUUAUUUUCAUUUCAUUUUCGUAUUUGAUUGUGCAGUUUUUUAUUACAUUUUAAGUUACGACUUUAAGAGUGUUAAAGAUUUAUUUCUGGAAAUUUUGAUGAUAUUAAUCGGGUGGUUUUGUUGUUGUGACGGCGGAGAUCUACUGCGGAGUGGUGAGCGAAGGUGAAGAAUCAACACCGUGCGAGCUGAGUUCGCGUGCAGCCGGGAGAUGUAGAAUGGAGUUUAGACGAAUUAAAUUCGUGGACGUGGCUCCAUCGGAGGCUGAGAACGGCCGGAAACGCCAGAAGCUCCAAGUUUACGCAGACUCAUUUGCUCUAGACUGUAAAAGAGAAGAAGAUAAUUCUGUCUCCGUUGAAGAGGGGAACAAACUAACGGUAAAACUUAAAAAUGGUAGAUCGAAAAAGAAAGGAACCAUAGUGAAAAACCAUUCGAGUCCAUCGCUUUUGAUUCCUGUAAUCGAUUCAGAGUUGUAUCCUAAAUUCGGCAUCUCUUCGGUUUGUGGAAGGCGAAGAGACAUGGAAGACGCCGUCGCUAUUUACCCGUCCUUUCACCGCCAAGGCCAUGACUCUGCCGCCAUUGGCUUCCAUUAUUUUGGCGUCUACGAUGGCCACGGUUGCUCUCACGUGGCGAUGAGGUGCAGGGAGCGGUUACAUGAGCUGGUGAAAGAAGAAUUGGAGAGUGAGGAAGAAGCAUGGAAAGGUGCGAUGGAGCGUAGCUUCACGCGCAUGGAUAAGGAAGUGAUCAAGUGGAACGAGAGCGUGGUUGGAGCUAAUUGCCGAUGCGAGUUACAGACUCCCGAGUGCGAUGCCGUUGGAUCUACCGCCGUUGUCGCUGUCAUAACGCCUGAUAAAAUUGUUGUUGCUAACUGUGGUGAUUCGAGAGCUGUUUUGUGUCGUAAUGGCAAGCCCGUUCCUUUAUCGUCUGAUCACAAGCCGGAUCGUCCGGAUGAGCUGAACCGGAUCCAAGAAGCGGGUGGUCGGGUCAUUUACUGGGACGGACCUCGGGUCCUCGGAGUCCUCGCAAUGUCCAGAGCGAUAGGUGAUAACUACUUGAAACCUUAUGUGAGCUGUGAGCCGGAGGUUACAAUUUCGGAUCGGACUGCAGACGACGAAUGUUUGAUUUUGGCGAGUGACGGUUUAUGGGACGUGGUGUCAAAUGAUACCGCGUGCGUGGUGGCGCGCACGUGUUUGAGGGGAAAGGGUGAUAUACAGGCGCCGACACGUACGCCGCCGAAAGGAAUGGUAGCAGAGGCGGUCGUAGGGUCCACGACGGGACGGGGCGUAGGAGAGAUCUCGGACACGGCGUGCACUGACGCGUCCGUGUUGCUGACAAAGCUGGCGUUGGCCAGGCAUAGUACGGACAAUGUUAGUGUAGUGGUGGUGGAUUUAAGGAGAGCCGCGUAGGCUUUUAAGUUUCAAUCUUGUUCUCUCUCUAUUCUCUUCUUAUUGGUUUUUUAACAAGGCUAGCUAGUUUAUGGGGGGCGUGAAAACUGAAAAAAAAAUUGGGUUUUUUCGAUAUUUUAUUUUUAGCCCUUUUUUGAAGGAGAACACAGAGAGGGAUGAAAGUAGUGGGGGUGAAAAAUGGGGAAAUUUGAAUACAAAAAUAUACAGUCAAAAUGAACAUUGGACCAGCUUUUGUUGGUUGGUUCGUUUUCAAGAAAUGAAAAUCUUUUAGCCGAAACUUAAUGAAAAGAGUUUAAGAAUAGG
This is a messenger RNA of Durio zibethinus, 1909 nucleotides long. RefSeq names its product putative protein phosphatase 2C 24. Gene Ontology annotation, molecular function: cation binding; protein serine/threonine phosphatase activity. NCBI's taxonomy places the organism in Eukaryota, Viridiplantae, Streptophyta, Magnoliopsida, Malvales, Malvaceae. Gene Ontology annotation, biological process: protein dephosphorylation. The record is from RefSeq and is a predicted model, not a curated record.